Psilocybe cubensis is the source of this 726-nucleotide messenger RNA. RefSeq lists its product as uncharacterized. The coding region runs from base 1 to 726 and encodes 241 amino acids. The transcript has 3 exons. The record is from RefSeq and is a predicted model, not a curated record. NCBI's taxonomy places the organism in Eukaryota, Fungi, Basidiomycota, Agaricomycetes, Agaricales, Agrocybaceae.
AUGCCCCACAAAAAGGCAAAAAGGACAGUUCGGGAGAAACUUCGUGCUGAAAGAGGCGAAGAUUUGGCUCCAGGGAAAGAAUCAUUGCGGGACGAAGACAUACCUAAAUCUGCAUUGCGAGUUUUCAAUGCUCAGGCUAUCCGAGAUGAAUACAAAUCGAAGAAAAGAAAGGCCGAGGAUAGUGAAGAACGAGGAGGGAAGAAGCAGAAACUUUCCACUGGAAAACAGAAAACCUCGUUACGGAUACAGCCUGGAGAAUCGAUGCAGCAUUUCAAUAGACGUGUGGAAGACGAUCUACGUCCUCUGGUAAAAUCCGCCAUGCAAACUUCGCUUGCGGUGUCUCGUAAUGUAUCGAAGGCUGAACGCGAGGCUCGGUUACAGAAAAAGGGAAACGGAAAAUCAAAACCAGUGGAAGAGGAGGUUAAGAAGCCUCGUGUCCAUUCCCCACCACUGCAGGAGGAUAAAUUCGUUGGUCGUCAAAAAGAAUUCCAAUCGGCGUCGUCUUCUGCCCCCAGAAGAUUGAACGAUAUUGCGCAAGCACCACCGGAACUCAAGAAGCUACCUCGUGGGGCGACGAAAUCUAUUGGAAAACGAGACGGUGUCUUGUCAAUGUCUCAAAAAGUGAUGAUGGAGGCGGAGAGACAAAAAGCUAUCAUGCGCUAUCGCCAGCUAAAAGCCGAUCGGAGGCAAACAGGCGAUGUCGGGGACAAACUCGAGAACGACUAA